AUGAAUGAUUAUGGAGGACUAGGUAUAGUUCUUGAGGAAGCAGAGAAUGAAAAUAAUCUAUCAAAUCUAAGUCAGCAAUUGAAACAACAGGUCCAACAAAAGCAUACCAGUAUAUCAUCACGACAAUCAAGUAUCGUUAGUUUAUCCAAAUCUAUUUCCCGAAAGACAUCAUCAGCAUCACUAACUCAAACCCCAGCUUCUAUUACCACCGAUAAUGAAAGACUACCACAUCCUGAGACGCAGUCACAGCAACAUGAACUUGAAGGUGAAAGUGAUAACGACAACGAUGAGGACAAUGAGAGAAUCACCAGAGGUUCGCGAAAAAAUUCAGCCUCCAAAAUUACGACGGAAAUACUAUUGCCGCCACUACCAGGCGCACUUGAAGAUCUAAUUACCACCACACCAGUUGCUGUCAACUCAUUUACGGCCAAUGGUUGUGAUGACAGCGUUUCCACUGGAUCAGACAAUGCCUCACAUGAAAGUUUCAAUUUGGGUGAGUUUAACCAAAUUUAUCAACAUUCAAAAUCUACAUUUUCCAACUCGGCUUUGAAUUCUCCGAAUUUGCAAUUGAACCAAACCAAUUUACAAGUGUUUCCAAGUGUUUCUAAAAAUGGUAUUAGUGAAGUGCCAACCAAUUCUAAUGGGAACACAAGUAAUGUAACAACUAUUUCUCAAGUACCACUACCACUUCCAACAACUAGUACAACCACAACAUCCACAGGCAACGAGAAAACAAGUCCCUUAAAAAGAUUGAAAAAUGGGAUUAGAAAGUUAUCACUCACUUCAAUCACUAGUAGCAAUAACAGCAGUAGUUGUUCCACCCCUACUGGUGCCAAAUUUUUUGCCAACACUACUACCACUAGUCCAGCCAAUCCAAUUCCGAUGCGUCCAAUUUUGAGUCCAAUUCAAGUUGUUAAGCCACCUCAGCCACUGCAUUCAGUAUCAUCGUCGACAUCAGCCGAUUCAUCUUUUUCUUCUAAAUUUGAACGAGCUCGUGCGUCAAGUCAAGGAACAACAAUAUUUACUCCUGUCACUCCUCCAAUUACUACUUCCCCUGUUAUAACUAUUGGUGACGAUUUAGAUUGUACCAAACGGACAUUAUCCAAGAUUGAGCAAUCUUAUUUUGAUUCCUUGACUUCACAAACAGUUAAUUCGAUUGAAGAAUUGAUUACGGUUGAAGAUUUAUUGAAUUAUCUGCAAUUUUUGAUUCAACAAAGAACAGCAUUAGAUGAUGUGUUCCAAAAAACCAAGGAAAGGUUACAGGCAAGUGGAUGGUGUUCCAAUCACGAUUUAAACAAUUUGCAAUUGCAACAAGAUUCAUCUCGUUGUCAAAUUGAUACCUCAUUAUUGAAAAUUGAAGAACGAUUAAAUCGUGAGUUUUCGUGCUCAGUAUUGGGAAAUAGUACUCCGACUAACCCAAUAAAGAGUGGUGCUAACACUACUACUCAUUCUAAACACAACUCAAUUACAAGGUCAUUAGCAGGUGACGAUAUUAGAGAACCAAUUGUUAGUCCAAGUUUAAAAGUUUUAGAAAGUAGAUGUGUUUCAUUCACAGAAUUCUAA
This is a messenger RNA of Candida dubliniensis CD36, 1563 nucleotides long. RefSeq lists its product as uncharacterized. The record is from RefSeq and is a predicted model, not a curated record. The transcript has a single exon. Bases 1 to 1563 code for a protein of 520 amino acids. NCBI's taxonomy places the organism in Eukaryota, Fungi, Ascomycota, Pichiomycetes, Serinales, Debaryomycetaceae.